GGGCUGUGUCGAGCUGUGUGCCGCCGCCGUUGGGGCGAUGCGCCGGGUGCCGCCGCGCGCCGCCUAGCUCCCCCCCACCUCCCGCCUCGCGCGCGCCGCCCCGCGCACCCACCGCGGCCAUGAAGUACAAGAAUCUUAUGGCAAGAGCCCUGUACGAUAAUGUCCCUGAAUGUGCAGAAGAGUUGGCCUUCCGCAAAGGAGACAUUUUGACAGUGAUAGAACAGAACACCGAAGGUCUUGAAGGAUGGUGGCUCUGCUCCUUACACGGCCGGCAAGGCAUCGUUCCAGGCAACCGUGUGAAACUUCUGAUAGGCCCAGUGGCACAGGACAGUCCUCCUAGUCAAGAUAUGUCCAAUUCAGGACUGACACAUCAAUCCUUCAAUCAACAAAAAAUCUAUCAAGUGCCAAGUUCACAUGCCUCUGCACGGGAUCCCAUCUAUCAGGUGCCACCUUCCCACCUGAAUCAGGGAAUCUACCAGAUACCCACUAGUCAUGGUCUCAUGGGACAAGACAUUUACCAAGUGCCACCCUCCAUGCAGAGAAGCAUUGACGGUCCACCUCUGGCUAACAAGGUCAUUACUCCAGUCAGGUCAGGACAAGGUUAUGUUUAUGAGUUCCCUUCCAAAUACCAGAAGGAUACCUAUGAUAUCCCCCCUGUUCGUCCUCUCCAAGGGGUAUAUGACAUUCCCCCGGCAUCAGCUAAAGGGCCUGCGUAUCCAGUUCCCAUGGGAGAAGCAAAAGCAUUAGGAGUCUAUGAUAUACCACCUGCCAAAAGAAUCUAUGCUACUCCUCCAUCUGCAAGCCGAGACGAUACAGGCCUGAGAGAAAAUUUGCGGGAUUUUUCAUCUCCACAGGGUCACAGUGCAAGACCAGAAGGAGUAUAUGAUAUUCCUCCUCCCAUCACCAAAGCAACUGGGAAAGAACUUAAUAAAAAAUUUUCUUCUGAGGGCCUUUUAUCAACUGAUGGAGUGCCACGCAAACAGAGUGUGUAUGACAUCCCUGUGAACCAUCAAAACCAAUUUCUCGGACAGCAAAUUGCACCUCAGAAAGAUGUAUAUGAUACCCCACGGGGGAUUGUCUUUCCAGGACAACAGGCAGGAUUAAAUGAAAGUCUAAUCUCAGAAGGAAGAGAAGGUGUAUAUGAUGUGCCACCACCAAUUCUACAAGAGACUAAAGGAUUACAGGAUGUGACUGAUGGGAUAAAUAGAUUGUCUUUUUCCAGCACAGGAAGUACGAGGAGUAACAUGUCCACAUCUUCAACAACGUCAAAAGACUCUUCUUUCUCAACAUCGAUUGCACAGGACAAAAGACUAAUCCUUGAUCCAGAUACUGCUAUAGAGAGGCUGUAUUGCCUUCAGCAGAUGAUGGAGGCAGCUGUCAAUAACCUCAUGACCUUUGUUACUGCCGACUGGCGGUCUUUUGGAUAUAUGGAGAAACACAUCAAUGAAAUUCGUACUGCUGUGGAUAAGGUAGAGCAGUCGCUAUUGGAGUACCUUCAGUUCGCGAAAGGAUCAGCAGCCAAUGCUUCCUGUCUGUCUGAGGUCAGCCUUUAUAACAAAAUGAGGAGGGAAGUGCAGAGGCUGGAGGACUCUCACCAGAUCCUCACUCAAACUAGUCAUGACCUGAAUAGCUACAGCUGGUCUUUGAAUGUCCUAGCUGUCAACAGACUGCAGAACAAGUGUGAUGACCUGGAUCGAUUUGUUAUGGUGGCAAGGACAGUCCCAGAUGAUGCCAAGCAACUGACCACCACCAUCAGUGUCAAUGCAGAAGUGCUCUUCAAACAGGUCAUUAGCAGCACACAUUUUAGGAAUGUACCAGAGAACAUCAUGAACACUCCUGAAUACAUCUAUAAUAGUCCUCAUAUGCAGCAGCAUGGAGAGAAAGCACAGAACCACUGCAGCUCCCUUUCCCCGCUCAUGAGUAAAGGUCAGCACUCUCACAAUACCUCUAGUGAGAGCUCAGAAAAGAGCUGGAUGGAUGACUACGAUUAUGUUCACCUGCAGGGGAAAGAAGAGUUUGAAAGACAACAGAAGGAGCUGCUGGAGAAAGAAAAUAUCAUAAAGCAGAGCAAAAUGGAGCUGGAGCACCAUCAGAUCAAUCAAUUCCAGCGUCUGGAGCAAGAGAUCACAAAGCCUGUAGAAAACGACAUCUCGAAAUGGAAGCCACCUCAAGCUCUCCAAACUGCAAACAGCACUGCUGCCUCUUAUGACAGACAGCUGCUUUUAUUCUAUUCUGACCAAUGUGAGACUCAUUUCAACUCCCUCCUAAACGCCAUUGAUGCCUUUUUCAGUUGUGUCAAUGCUUCUCAGCCUCCGCGAAUCUUUGUUGCACACAGCAAAUUUGUCAUUUUGAGUGCUCACAAACUUGUGUUCAUUGGGGACACACUCACAAGGCAAGUGACAACUCAGGACAUACGCAACAAAGUGAUGAACUCCAGCAACCAGUUGUGUGAACUGCUAAAGAGUAUUGUUAUGGCUACCAAGAUGGCUGCCUUGCAUUACCCUAACACGGUAGCCCUGCAAGAGAUGGUGGACCGAGUAGCAGAGCUGUCUCGUCAUGCACAGUUGUUUAAACUCUCAUUAGUCCAAAUGGCAUCAUUAUGAAACAAAAUGGAAUCCUAUCCAUGAACAGUGAAACAGAAAAGCCAGCAAACUGGAAAUAUUUUUAUGUAAAUGGUUACAUUAUUUUUUGUAAAUACUUUAUAUAAAGUAUUUUAAAUAAAUGGCUUAGAGAAUCUAAUGAAAUCAGGGAUCUGGGAAUAUAGCUGGUUCCAUAUUAUGGUUCUAAUAUACAUCUAGAUAAUGUAUACACUGCAUAUAUGUAUAUGUUGCUACAUUCCCUAAGGCAUCAUUAAGCACCUUAAAAGUAAACGUCGGGUAAGCAGUGCAUAUCUUUGUAUAUACUGCCUAUUUCUCAGUAUAUUUGUUAACUGGAUGUUGCACUCUUCUUGUUUCAUUCCAGCUUAAAUACGGCACAUGGACCUGGUUGUGAAACCUACUUGUAGCAAUCCAUGAAGCCAAUGUAAUGGUUCUCAUAGAACCCCAUUCCCUUCUUCAAAACUACUUCCUCUAGAUUAAUUCCGUAAACUUUAGCUCUCCCUUCUUGAUACUAUUUUGCAUAGAGGAUUCAACCAUUUGGAGAAGCACAUGUGCAGAACUGUAACAAACGGUGCAUCAAGGUGUAUAGCAUUUGAGAAAAAAGCAUUUUUAGGUGACAUAAGAGACAGCCUUCCAAGAAGGAAUGAAAGAUUGUAUACAUUCAAUAGAAAAAUUUGAAUGCCACAAGACAUUUCUAGUAACUGUGCAACCUGUAUUUCAAAACUGGGGGGAUUCCCAGCAAUGUAAUUUCACACGUUUGCCUUAUAUGUCCAGUCAGACUUGAAAGCCUAAUUGUUGAGUUAUCCUGAGAGCCUCCCAAAAUCCAUCCAUCUCAUCUCUGAGGUUGUAGAUGAGCAGUGUCUCAAAAGGACAGUUCCUUCCAUAAGAAUAAAUGUAUAGGUGUAAUUCAUACAGAAAGAAGAACAGCCUAAUUUAAAAUAAGUGACAUUUAAACACCUGGAUAGCAGCUAUCCAGGUGUAUACGUAAUUUAAUGAAGACAGAGCACUUACUUUUCUAGGAUAUAUUCUUGGGAAUUCCUUGCAUCUAUUGCAAUUCUGACUUUCAUUCAAAUACUGGGCUUUUUUCCAAAUCCUGUUCUAUAGCUGCUGGUCCGACUACACUUCUGUACUACACAGUUGCCAGGAAUUACAUCCUGUUUUUAUAGGUAAUUCCAUUAGUAGUAGUUCUAACCAAUAAUUUUCAGCUUGGAUCCCUAAUAAUAAUAAUCUAUAAGCAUAUUUCUUCAUUGCCUUUUGUGAAUUCCCCCCCAAAUAAGUCACAGAACUCCAGUUGUCUGUGGUCCAGACUGGAAGGCACUCUUCAGACUGGGUGGUAGGAGCAGUCCAGUUCAGAUAAUGAAUUCCAGGCAAUUCUGGUGAUUUUAAAGGAGAAAUACUACUAUCCUUAGGUAAGUCAAGGCAGUCCCACGUUGAUAUAUUUUGAGUGUUUGCAUGAGAGUCCAGAUUACUAGCAAGUACAGUCAUGAGAUGGGUAGCAAGUAGAAAACAUUUAGGGAUUUAGGCAUUCCUGCCUAAACUUUUCCUUUCCCAGUCUGUGUCUAAAGAUGUGCCUUACUGCAGUGCGAUUUGUUGUCUCAGAUAACAAAAACAUUUUAGCAGCGUGUGCAGUCUUGUUGUCUUAAUGUAAUUGUCUCGGAGCAAAGGCUGUUCUUAGCCAUCGUAAUGUUACUUCUGGAGUCUCCAGAACAUUUCCGGGAAGACCAGCAGGAGCUGGCACAGCCCAGCAGUCCCAGAAUCGCCUCUAGGGCUCAUUUCUGGUGUAACAUUGCAAACUUUACUUAGUUUGACAAAGAGAAAGGGUAGUUAUCCUGUUGUAACCAAUAUCCAGUUGCCAAAAAUAAUCCACUUGAAACUGUUUUGUACUUGUGUUGUUUGCGAUUCUUCUAGUUUCCCUUGUUUGUUUUUUUCAGUGUAUAUUCUUAGAAAGUGAAAAUGUGUUUUGAAGCUUAGCUGUUCUAUUGAUAGCUUGUGCUUUUGGGAGAACCUUUGUCACAAAGCUGUAUUACCAUUUGUUAUCUUGUAGAGAGAAAAUGAUAAAAUCAUUAAAUUAAAUAGCUUUUUUAAUAAAAA
Molecule: messenger RNA, 4688 nt
Organism: Rhea pennata
Lineage: Eukaryota; Metazoa; Chordata; Aves; Rheiformes; Rheidae
Gene: NEDD9
Product: neural precursor cell expressed, developmentally down-regulated 9
Exons: 7
Coding region: 120-2603 (827 amino acids)
Biological process (GO): cell migration; cell surface receptor protein tyrosine kinase signaling pathway
Cellular component (GO): cytoplasm; plasma membrane
Molecular function (GO): protein binding
Source: RefSeq, a predicted model, not a curated record